CGGGGCUUUUUGGAGAUUCUGUCUUGACACUUUCAAGCCCAACAGGCUUUAGUUUAGCUCACUGUCGCUUGUAUCUGCGCUGAGGGCCGAAUGUCUCCAGCGGUUCCAUAGUUUCCUAAAACAUCAGGUAUGAUGGGUCCGGCUGUGCGGGGAGCCCUUUAAUGGGCUGGAAACAGCAGCUAAACCCCCACAAAUCCAGGAUCCAGCCGCGUCCUGCGCGUCACAGCCGCCUGGAAAUAUGGGAAUGUUUUCCUGCAGUUGUGGAUUUUAGGCCGAGCAGAGGAGACACACACACGCUGCUUCCAUGUCCAUGAGGAGGCGAUGAGACACCUGCACUGACUGACCGCGGCCGGACAACAACCAGACAACAUGAAGGAGAAAUCUAAAAAUGCUGCCCGGACUCGGCGGGAAAAGGAGAACAGUGAGUUUUAUGAACUGGCCAAACUGUUGCCGCUGCCCUCCGCCAUCACCUCCCAGCUGGAUAAAGCCUCCAUCAUCCGACUCACAACAAGCUACCUGAAAAUGAGAAUAGUCUUUCCUGAAGGCCUCGGGGAGUCCUGGGGUCAUGUGAGCCGCAGCAGUUCUCUGGAUGGGGUCAGCCAGGAAUUAGGCUCCCACCUCUUACAGACAUUAGACGGCUUCAUUUUUGUGGUUGCUCCAGACGGGAAAAUAAUGUACAUAUCAGAGACGGCCUCAGUCCACUUGGGCCUGUCACAGGUAGAGUUGACGGGAAACAGCAUUUAUGAAUACAUCCAUCCAGCAGACCACGAUGAAAUGACAGCUGUCCUCACUGCACACCAGCCGUACCAUUCACACUUCGUUCAAGAAUAUGAGAUGGAACGCUCCUUCUUUCUGAGAAUGAAAUGUGUCCUUGCUAAAAGAAACGCUGGUCUCACCUGUGGAGGCUACAAGGUGAUUCACUGUAGUGGCUACCUGAAGAUCCGUCAGUACAGCCUGGACAUGUCUCCGUUUGAUGGCUGCUAUCAGAACGUCGGGCUGGUGGCCGUUGGUCACUCUUUACCACCCAGUGCGGUGACUGAGAUCAAACUGCACAGCAACAUGUUCAUGUUCAGAGCCAGCCUGGACAUGAAGCUCAUCUUCCUCGACUCACGGGUUGCAGAGCUGACAGGCUAUGAGCCUCAGGAUCUAAUUGAGAAGACUCUCUAUCAUCAUGUUCACAGCUGUGACUCCUUCCACCUGCGCUGUGCACAUCACUUGUUGCUGGUGAAAGGUCAGGUCACCACUAAGUACUACCGAUUCUUGGCCAAACAUGGUGGCUGGGUCUGGGUUCAGAGUUAUGCAACCAUAGUACACAACAGCCGUUCCUCCAGACCUCACUGCAUCGUCAGUGUUAACUAUGUUCUCACGGAGACGGAGUAUAAAGGCCUCCAGCUUUCUCUGGACCAGGUCACGACCAAGGCCUCUUUUCCCUACAGCAGCAGCACAGCCAGCAGCCUGACAGAGAACUGCAGAACCCCCAAGAGCAGAUUAUCCCGGCCCAAAACCAAAGCUAGACUCUCGCCCUACACACAGUAUUCUAGUUUCCAGACAGAGCGGUCAGAGUCGGACCAGGACAGUCCCUGGGGGGGCAGCCCCCUCACUGGCUCAGCCUCCCCUCUGCUGAUGGAGCAGAGUGAAGGCCUGGAUGCCUCGUGUGUGUACAAGCAGUUCACUGAUAAUCGCCCACUCUGCUACAGUCUGUCUGAAGAGCAGCAUCACACCACCAGCGACAGCCACGCACACCUCCACACGCAUGCUCAUGGUCAGAGCUGUGAGAGGGGUCGAUGUGAGGCGGGGCGGUAUUUUCUAGGAGCACCUCCUCCAGGCAGGGACACAUGGUGGGGUAGCACCCGGUCCAUCCUGCCCUUAAGUAAGGGCUCCUUGGAGAACCACGAGGGCUAUGAGAGCAGCAUGCCACACAUCACAGCCAUCAACAGCUACAAUGGCCGGGGCCACUGGGACGAGGACAGUGUGGUCAGCUCUCCAGAUGCUGGCUCAGCCAGUGACUCAGGGGAUCGAUACCGAGCCGACCACUACCGCUCCAGCCCGCAGGAACCCAGCAAAAUUGAGACACUGAUCCGAGCCACGCAGCAGAUGAUAAAGGAGGAAGAAAGUCGACUUCAGCUGCGCAAGGGUCCUCCAGAUGGCCCUCUGGGGCCAGCCAAUGGACUGCCUAAGGGCCCUGGUCUGUGCUUUACUCCUGAGUACACUCAAGGGCCCCUGCCGCUACAGACCGUGGUGUGUCGAGGUUUGAGUCAGGUGAUCAGCCCUGCGCCUAGCCCCGCCCCCCUAUCCAGGCUCAGCAGUCCAGGGUCUGAGCGCCUCCACAAACCCAAAGACUACCUCCAGACAGACCUGUCCCCACUGUCUUUGCCUUUACACCACCCUUUCAGUCGGCCGGGCACAUGCUCGGCUCCCCCCACCCCAGCCCCCGCCCUCUACCCCGCCCACACCCACCCGCGGCCCUACUUGGACAAGCAUACAGCCUACUCCCUGACAGGCUACGCUCUGGAGCACCUCUAUGACCCAGAGAGCCUCCGGGGUUACUGCACCUCUACCAGCACCGGCCCCACCCACUACGAUAUGACCCCUCACCUCCGCAUACCGGCAGAACAGACCCCCGGACACAAAGGCACCUCUGUCAUUAUCACUAAUGGCAGCUAACAGUCAUGUAACAUACUGGGACUGGAGUCACAAAGCCUGAGCUGGUUAGCCCUGUAUAACAUGUCGCCAUGUCAUUCUGGAUCCUCUUAGCUUAUUUUUCCAUCAUACUGAUCAAUUGUGAUUAGAGUCUCAUUUGUUGCUUCGGUACAGAGCUGCAGUUCAGCUACACAUCCAUCCUUCUCAAACUUCAGUUUUUACAAAGUCGGCAAAAGAAUAUGCUAAUCACUGCAUGUUUCUCUGAGCAAGUGCCAAGUGAAUAUUGUUGAGAGAACCACAACAUGCCACAGACUACAUUUAUAUGACUUUGAUUAUAUAUUUGUCUCUGUAACUCUGUCCACAUGCAUUGUGUAGUAGAGUUCUUCACAGAUCCAAAAUUUGGACUGAUCUGAAUUGGACCAAUUCAUAGAUUCAUUUUCAAAGAAGUGAGACCCGAUCCGAAAAAUAGUCAGACCUGAUCUGAAUAGCCCCAAGGAAAAUUAGAUCUGUUCUGAAAUGUGGUUGACCCAAACAGACCCAAAUAGAAAGAGAACACCAACACUGGUAGCAGCAUGAUGCUCCAUCAGUUAACCAGAGAGUCAGGAGUAGCUGAUAGAAAGUCUGCUUGGAACCGCUUAGGUAUUAGAUAUAUUUACACACAGACCUAAGAUCCAAUCUGAUUAAAUUUAACAUAUUUUGGACCUCAACCCGACAUGGUCUUGAGUACUAAGAACCGAGUGAACCCUUAAAGACCUGUACUGUGUAUUCUUUAUGUCAGCUUCCAUUUGAAUUCUUUAUGUUUCAUUCUUUCUGGCAGAGCAGAAACAUGUCAGGAUGGUCAGCAGCAACAUGCAAAUACAAUGAGCAUCAUGCAAGAACCACUCAUAUGAAUAUAUUUGUUCUUAAGUGUCACGUCUUAAGUGACCUGUCAUACAACUCAUGAACAGACAGUCUGACUUUCUUCACGGGGCUAAACACACUAGUUUGACCUGAAAUCUUAAUGCCUUAAUAAGCUGAAAUAUGAUAUCUGUUCACCAUGUCAUCGUCACCAUGGUUGCCAAUUUACUGAGAUAUUUUUUAGGUAUGAUGAUUUUUAUUGUCAUAUUUCAGCACAGAAGCUUCUACAUUUCAGUAGUAGUUGUAAACAGCUGGCUUUACACUGUGUCUGCACUGAAAGCUUCUCAGCUGUGUUUUUCAGCGUGAGUAUACAUGUUAAUUAAUACAGCUGUCAACACAGCCCAUGUAACAGCGUGUGUGUCAUGCACGCUAUAUGUACGUAACCAUGACUCAAAGUAUAUUUUCAGGCUUCAAGUCUAUUUUCCUCAGUUUUACGCACUCAGUCAUUGUGUAUUGGACUCUGAGCACUUCCAAAACGUGGGUACCUACACUCAACACUGUACCUGAACGCCUCCUGUGUAGACACACACUCGCUACUGCUGCUGCUGCUGCUGUAACAUCUCCUACUGUAGGCUAUAAUAUUCUCUCCUCUUAUAUCUCUGUGACUGUCACAUGACCACUUCUCAUAUUAGUCAUGGAGGACUUUGCAUUAGAAAGACAUUUUUUUAAACAAUUAACGUCACAUACAGCGCUGCUCUGAUAACAUGUCAUUGACCUCUUUUCUAUUAACAUUUCAACUAGGCUACUGACAACAAUAAAUUUGUCAUUUUUUUGUCUGAUUUCUGACAAAAGGACAUGAAGCUCUGCGGUGUGAAAUUCUUCUUUUUACUCUUUGGGAACAUUUUGUGAAUGAAACUUGCCUAUAAACAGAGCCUUAUAUGGCAAUUUUAGGUGUGUUGAUUAGAACUUUCACACCCUCAUGAACAGGUGACAUUCAUCAGGCUGAAACGAGCAAAUUACAACAAGUUGGAACACUCGUAUGAGCACACUUCACAGAAAAAAGAGCUUUAGAAGAAGAAUACGAAAAUGUUGCUGGAAACAUUUUAGUCAUCUCUCCACAUUGGAAAAAGUGUGCAAAAAGUGUUUAUGUGAAAACUCAAAAUGUACAUAAAAAAUGUUGAUGGAAAGAUACCUAAUGAUAUGACACUAGUAGUUAGACAGAUGUACGUUUGACCAGCAUCUCUUCAUGACUGCUGUUACAGCUCUCAGGCAAACAGAAAACAGAAAGUGAUCGAGAAACAUUUAAAACAGCAGUAAAACUGUACAGUACAGCACAUCCUUUUUCUGCCAGCGUCUUAUCAUAGACUGAGUGUUUAUUGGUUUGAUUUUCAGAGCGUCCAUUGGUCAGUUGAAUUUCAGGGCUACAACAGGGAAAGCAAAACACACUACAAGUCACACUCAAGUGAAUUUUGAUCAAUCAGUAUGAUGGAAAAAUCUGGAAAACAGGUCAGAGUAGAAAAUGGCUGCAGGUCUGCUUUAACAUCCAUCCCUGACUGCCUCUCUUCCAGGUGUCCAACUAUUCCAUCACUUUUGGUUUUACUGAGCUGUGUAACCUUUUGCACUAUAAGAGAUGGAGUUUUUGUGGAGAGGUCUCCUUGUUUUUCAAUGCAUUUGGAUGAGGUGAAACGACAGGGUCGGGUGUGGUGCACUUUGUAGUGAUGCAGAUGAAACCUCUUACAGUGAAAUGAAGAGUAUGACAUUUGAAACUUCACAAACUAAUAUGCAAAGCCAUUCUUCUGAUGUUUUCUUAUCUCUCUGUUUUGGUAUCUUGCAGGAAAGUACAUUCAGUAAAGACAAACACAGUUACAUUCAUGACUCUCAUGCGUACAUGGUUAAUACGAUUGUACAGUGAGAACCAUGGAUACUAAUUGGAUUGUUGGAAAUAUUUUAAUGGGUGGCACAUGAUGUCUGCUGCUUCAGAACAUGUUCAGUGAUCAUGGUGGAGGGGAAAUGAUGAUUGACAGGAUAACAAAAGGACCUAAUAUAUUUUCUACAACAUUCUGUUCAUUAGAAGCGUUUUCUCAUAGGAACUGACAGACUGUACUUUUUACAUCCUGAUAGGUGUUGUAAUCAUUUCUGAGUGAUCGCAGGAAGACUGACACUUGUCACCAUAUGCAAUUUGACCUGUUAGAAUGCCGGGUAAGACAGCUUAAUUGCAUUCAUUAUGAUGAAUCCCUGAAGCAAAUGCUAAUUAUUGUUAUGUGGGCAUGUUUGUACAACAGGAUUUAAUUUUUCUCUUGGAUUUUCUUCUUUAUGUCCUCUUCAGUCCUUAGAUGAACCUAUAUUUAUACAAGUUUGGAUUUUGUUUUGUUUUGUCAAAGGCUGAAAUGUGCUCCAUCUCUUAAAGUUAUUUAUGGUGUCCUGUAAAUAUGCUCAGAAAAGGAAAAUCCCACCACAUUUAAGCACAUGGGCAAAACUGUAUUUAUUGAGUAAAUGUUUCUUUAUGAUUUUGAAAUAUAGCUGCAAUCAAAUCCAGUCUAAGUGCUUGUAUAUUGAGUGUGUUUUUGACUGAGGCAAAUUCUAAA
Thunnus maccoyii (southern bluefin tuna) is the source of this 6062-nucleotide messenger RNA. RefSeq names its product SIM bHLH transcription factor 1a (gene sim1a). The transcript is spliced from 12 exons. Bases 370 to 2664 code for a protein of 764 amino acids. The record is from RefSeq and is a predicted model, not a curated record. Lineage: Eukaryota; Metazoa; Chordata; Actinopteri; Scombriformes; Scombridae. Gene Ontology annotation, molecular function: protein dimerization activity; DNA-binding transcription factor activity, RNA polymerase II-specific; RNA polymerase II transcription regulatory region sequence-specific DNA binding. Gene Ontology annotation, biological process: regulation of transcription by RNA polymerase II.